GACACGCCACAAGGGUACCGUAUAAAAAUGGUGGGACCCAGAGCACUUCAGCUCCAAUCGCUCUAUGUUUAGGAUUGUCUCUCGUUCACGAUGGAUUUCCUUCAUAGGAAUGGAGUGCUCAUUAUUCAGCAUUUGCAGAAGGACUACCGAGCUUAUUACAAUUAUCUAAAUUUUAUGUCCAAUGUUGGAGACCCCCGGAAUAUCUUUUCUAUUUAUUUUCCACUUUGGUUUCAACUUAAUCAGACAGUUGGAACUAAGAUGAUAUGGGUAGCAGUCAUUGGGGAUUGGUUCAAUCUUAUUUUUAAAUGGAUAUUGUUUGGUCAUCGGCCUUACUGGUGGAUCCAAGAAACUCAAAUUUACCCAAAUCGCUCAAGUCCAUGCCUUGAACAGUUUCCCACUACAUGCGAAACAGGUCCAGGAAGUCCAUCUGGUCAUGCGAUGGGCUCUUCAUGUGUCUGGUAUGUCAUGGUAACGGCUGCCCUGAGCUACACUGUCAGUCGAAUGGAUAAGUCAUCUACCACUCUGCACAGACUGACCUGGUCAUUUCUUUGGAGUCUUUUUUGGUUGAUUCAAAUCAGUGUCUGCAUCUCCAGAGUAUUCAUAGCAACACAUUUUCCUCAUCAAGUUAUUCUUGGAGUAAUUGGUGGCAUGCUUGUGGCAGAGGCCUUUGAACACACUCCAGGCAUCCAAACGGCCAGCCUGAGCACAUACCUGAAGACCAACCUCUUCCUCUUCCUGUUUGCUCUUGGCUUUUACUUGUUUCUCAGACUGCUUGACAUUGACCUGCUGUGGUCCGUGCCCAUAGCCAAGAAGUGGUGUGCCAACCCCGACUGGAUCCACAUUGACACCACGCCUUUUGCUGGACUCGUGAGAAACCUCGGGGUCCUCUUUGGCUUGGGCUUUGCAAUCAACUCAGAGAUGUUCUUCAGGAGCUGCCGAGGGGAAAAUGGCUACAAGCGGAGCUUCCGGCUGCUCUGUGUCGUGGCCUCGUUGACCACACUCCAGCUCUACCAUUUCAUCAAGAUCCCCACUCACGCAGAGCAUUUAUUUUAUGUGCUCUCAUUCUGUAAAAGUGCAUCCAUCCCAAUGACUGUGGUUGCUCUGAUUCCCUAUUGUAUCCAUGUGCUGAUGCAACCAAGCGAAAAGAAGAUGAACUAGAGCUGUGCAGAGUUAGCGCUCUGUCGGCCCAGGAGGCUCCUCCUCUUCUGUCCUGCAGUGGAACCACAGAGCGGGGGCAGACUGGGGGCUUUCAACCCAGGGCCACACAAGGGCACCCACAGGCCUCCUCCCACCCUCACGUAUUUUUAGGUUGGCCUUCGCAGUGCUUGCUCUCUCUCUCUUUAGUUGUCAACAUUUAAAAACCAGGCUACUUGAUAUAGAAAUCUGAAUUUCUGUUAGUUUCUGGAAAAAUCUGAUGCUAUGGCAAUAGAGAACCUGGAUUCCCAGCGGGAUACAGAUUGUCCCCAAGGGGAGGCAGGCACUAUCCAUCACAGUCUGCAGCGUCCCCACAGGAGCCAGUGUCGAUACCUUUCUCACCUUCAGAUGCUUCUGGCUCUUGGGGGCUCUUCAGUGACAGCCGAAUCUAACCCCUCAGUUUUCAGAUAAGGUCCUGGAGGCUCAGUCAGGUAAAAGAACUCACUGUUGUCCCACUACCAUCAGAGCAGGAAUUAGAACCCAAGUCUUCUGACAAAUAUUUGCAUUACACUAUGUUUUGUUUAUUCAUUUUCAAUAGGUAAUACUUUGUAAGAUGUUAUGUAGGUUCUACAACAAUUACUAUGUAUAUCAGCUAUUUUUCCAAAAAUAACAUUAAAAUGCCACGUCCUGUUUGAUGUAAACCAUGCACGCAGGGCUUCGAGGGGGCCAGCGAUGGCUCUAGGUGUGGAUACAUAUCCAAGGGAAAGGAAACAGGCCAGGCCACUGUAGACUUGAAUUUCUGCACAACUCUUGGUCUCUGUUUUACGGAAGUGAUUUCUAAUAUUUCAAUAAAUGCUGCUGAAAAUA
Molossus molossus (Pallas's mastiff bat) is the source of this 2001-nucleotide messenger RNA. RefSeq names its product glucose-6-phosphatase catalytic subunit 2 (gene G6PC2). Lineage: Eukaryota; Metazoa; Chordata; Mammalia; Chiroptera; Molossidae. The coding region runs from base 91 to 1158 and encodes 355 amino acids. Gene Ontology annotation, biological process: glucose 6-phosphate metabolic process; gluconeogenesis. The transcript has 5 exons. Gene Ontology annotation, molecular function: glucose-6-phosphatase activity. The record is from RefSeq and is a predicted model, not a curated record. Gene Ontology annotation, cellular component: membrane.